CUAGGGGUUGAAAAGUUAUGCAAUUAAAUAUCUCUCGACUCUGUGCAUAACAAACUUAUUAAUAUUUUGUUAUGACGUGCAAGUGUGCCUCUCUAAAUUGUGGAAUUCAUGAUCCCUGUGCUAUAUAUUCUGGUGUUAGUUUUAGGCUCUUACGAUAAUAUUUGAAUAGUGAACAUGCAUUACCAGUUCCUCCUCCAUUUCUUGAGGGGGCACACGUGGUGCAUAGUUGGGAUUAACAACUAAGCCUUAACAAUAUUAUGAAAGGCAAACUUGGUGAGAGCAUGAUUAGGACAAGCAUGGAGACAUUUUCCAAAGGAAUUUCAUUAUCUUGCAGAUGAAUUGAGUACAUGGUAAAAAAUGAACAAGGAGCCAUGUAUGUAAGUAAAGAACAAAAUGGCCCCUCUGUGCUAGGUUCUGUUUGGUUGGGUGGUAAUGGUCCUAUUGGUCAUAUAGUGAAAAAAAGACUGCUGGAGAGAAUUUGCAUUUCUAGUAAAGUAUGACUAGUCCAUCAAUGCACAGGACAGAGUCCAUUCCCUCCACCCCCAACCUAAUGUUGAUAAAUUGUACCAUGGAGAUUUUCCAUCUUAUCCAUACUUUUUCCACCUAUGCAUGAGCACAAAAUUGGAUUAAACACUGGACUGAAUUGCAGAUGAGUGUCCAUCAUUCACAGGGCUGGAUUAUGCUCUGGUUAUCAUUAAGGCCCACAGGCCUCUAUGUCCCCCAGCCAGUUUAGUGCUGGUUGCGACUGUGGCACUCUUAAACGCAUAGCAGAAUCAGAAUUACUGUAAUAUCUAUUUAAUACGGGACUUGAUCUUUAUGUUCACUCUGUUUUCCUGUUAUUUGGCUUAAAUCAUUUACCACAAAUUUCAUUUAUUUUAAAUGAUCAUUAUCAAGGGUGGUCCAAUGUCUGAUAAUUCCUGUCAUUAUUUCAGUGUGGGCAAAAUGUAUAAUAAAACAGUCGGUGUGAUUUAAGAAUGUCAUUUGUAGGCAUUUAUCAAAAUGUAGCUGUUUGAAAUCUAUGGAAUGGUUUGCGAAUCUAUUUUUUCAUUAAGAAUAUUUGGUGUUAUUUAAAAAAAAGGGAUCAUUGUGGCUGUACAAUGACAUUUUUUUCUCUCAUUGAAACGCAGUUAUUAUUAGAUAAAAAAGUCUUAUAGAUUAUGUUGAAAGUAAUUGCAUUGAAGAGAAGUGAAAUAAAAUUUGGGCUAUUGAUUAAUGCAAUAGGAUGUUCACAUCCCAGACAAUCACAUUCUGUCAUGUUCAGCUUCAAUAAGUUGUCCAAGCUGAUUUAUUGAUUUCAACCCCUUGUAAACUGUCGACUUGAAUUUUGUUUUUGGCAUGGCAUGUUGCACAGAUUGAAGUCCUUCAUUGAAGUGAUGUGACUCUGCUGUCGCGAAAAACUUGACAAUAUUCUGUACAAGAUUGGAGACGGAUUUAUGCUAGCACAUAGAUUUAGCUUUAUCAGUAUCAUGUACUGUGGAAUGUGAACUUCUCUAUACAUACUGUUCUUGUUUCUCACUUUCAAACUGAUAUAUUUUAUGGCUGAAUAAUCAACAAUAAGAAAUGAAUCACUUAAAAAUCCAGUCUCGCUAUCUCAUUUUUUAUAUAAAUAUACCUUAGCUGGGAAUUUUUUAUUAACUAAGAAUAAAAAACCCUCAAUGGUCUUUGUUAUAUUAUAACAAAAGUCUCACACGAAAUUCAAUGUCCACUUAUGCAGUGUUCUAUACUUCAAUCGAACAAUUAUCCUGAACUAACCAAUUCCUGGGUCCACUACUGCUACAAUUCAAUGUACUCGGUUGCAUCCUCAUUGUAGAGUUUAAGUUGGGUAGAUAUUUAGAGAGAACUUUUAAAUUGUUGUUUAAGACAAUUAAAGUAAAUGGAUUCAAAGUAAAGUUUGAAAGGAAAGCAGCGAGAAAUCAAUCUGCUUCAUUGAUUUUGACUGUCCUGAAUAUAUUGCUCCCUUUCAUACCAUUUUCCCAUUGAUUUCAAGCAUUGACAUUGACAAGCAAAAGAAGAAAUUUCCUCUCUGCAUGAUUGUUAAAAACCUAAGGGAAGAGAGGUUCAUACAAAUCAAUUUAUUUUUUUUGCUUUUUAGAGAAAAUUUUCUGUUACGCAAGGGAGUAAUUGUAAUGCAUUUAAUAUUUUAACAUGGCUUUCUUUUUUAAGAUAAUAUCUGUAGGAUGAAGUUGAAUAAAGGAUUGAUGCACAAUUCAUUUUUUUUCUUGCUUCAUGUCUUAUAUAAAUAUUGUUUUAAAGCUGCUAGACAGUAUAGAAAACAGGUAAGGUAAAUUUAGGUUCUUAUUUUCCACAAUAUUUUUUCCGAAGAAACUAUUAUAUCAUUGUGCAUAAUUCUAUUGUUUAGUCAUGAUGUCAUGAACAUUUUGUGCAACUAAGAUGAUGUUAAAUUGUGCCAUUCAAGCACUGUACCAUAAUGACCUUCAUAGAUGACGGAGCCAAAUGGUAGGAGUUGUCAAGGUGCUAAUUGAGGCUUUAUCUGGUCCAGCCUUACGUUUUCUCCACCAGUUUAUGUGAGUUGUCAUGGAGACGAUGUGUUGCUGUAGAUAUGAUUGUAAAAAUGUAGAUUGAAUUGUUAUUAGAGCUUGGAGUUUGGGAUUUUGUGUUAAGGAAAUCUGAUCAGCGGAGAUUCAGUUCGAACAAUUUGUCCAUAGAAUUUUACUUCAUUGCCAGGGACUAGAAUACUGCAGGUUGCAGAUGAUUCAGAAAUGUGACUGUGCAACAGUUUACAAGUGACAGAUAUAGAGCAAUUCAAAGAGUGAGAUUUUGAGGAAGGAGAGAUUUGACUGGCUAGGUGCCACCGCCCUAUGACUGGCCUAUAGAUGAUGGUCUCGGAGUGGAUUGCUAGUCUAGACAAAAGACCAUGUGACCGUACGGGAGAAGAGUUGGAUUUAAUUUAUUCCCACCUGAAGAACUUGAAGGCCUUUGAGAAGUUCCACCCCAGUCUUCUCCAGCAGAUCUGUGUGUACGGUUAUUAUGAGGACUUGGAUAAAGGUGUCACAUUGUUUCGUCAAGGAGACAUCGGUACAAAUUGGUACAUAGUCCUCUCUGGGAGUCUGGAGGUCCUUGUGUCGGAGACCGGAGACCACAAGGAUGCGAUCAUUGUCAGUACUCUGGCCCCAGGGACGUGUUUCGGGGAAUCCAUCCUGACUAACAAACCCAGAUAUGGUACAGUGACCACGAGAGAGUUUACGGAACUCAUCCGAGUGGAACAGAAAGACUUCAAAAUCCUCUGGGAGGGUAGCAAGAAAUUGCUGGAAGGAGUCAUCACCCCCUUAGAGAGAUUGUCAACAACAGCAAAUCAGCUGCAGUAUUCUCCCGCAAUAUCCAGACAAGGCCAAGGAAGACGAAAAUCAUCGGCAGUAGCACGAUUAAAUGGCCAGUCUAAUCCUGCUGCCCCCAUUACCAGUAUUCCCUCGGAAAAGUUGAAACGAGCUGGCCGUGUUCUUAGGACAGUUCUUUUAACACGGGCUCCACAUAUGGUGCGCGACAGGAAAUACCAUUUACGGACGUACAGGAAGUGCAUGGUGGGAACGGAGAUGGUGGAGUGGCUGCUGCAACAGAGUCCCAUCGUGCACUCGAGAAAUCAAGCGGUCGGCAUAUGGCAGGCACUCUGUGAGGAGGGAAUUAUAGUUCAUGUGUGCAGGGAGCACCAGUUUAAGGACAAGUACCUGUUCUACCGGUUCUGUGAGGAUGACCAGGGGGUGGGGACAGUUCCAAACCACGCCCAGAAGAAGGAGUGCGAGGAGGAGCUACAGGAUACCCUGAUAACGCUGGCCCAGAUCGGCCCCGACGCCAUGAUGAGAAUGAUUCUCCGCAAACUACCACAUGACAGAACAUUAGAUGACCUUGAGAUUAUCUACGAGGAGCUGCUUCACAUCAAAGCUUUAUCCCACUUAUCGACCAGUGUCAAGCGGGAGCUAGCCAGUGUUCUUGUGUUCGAAUCCCAUGCCAAGGCAGGCACAGUUUUGUUCAAUCAAGGGGAUGAGGGGAAAUCUUGGUACAUCAUCCUGAAAGGCUCAGUCAAUGUAGUCAUCUAUGGCAAGGGAGCUGUAUGUACUCUACAUGAGGGAGAUGACUUUGGGAAACUGGCAUUGCUUAAUGAUGCACCAAGGGCUGCAACAAUUGUUUUACGGGAGGACAAUUGCCAUUUUCUUCGAGUUGAUAAAGAGGACUUCAACAGAAUAUUAAGGGAUGUAGAAGCAAACACAGUCAGAUUAAAAGAACACGGCCAGGAUGUGUUGGUUCUGGAGAAGAUCCCCACAAAAUCACAAGCAGCAGAUGGAACUAUGCAAUCUCACUAUAAUAGCAAGAACAGGUCUGACAAAGUUGGCCAUGUCCCUUGCAGGUAUUCUGUUAUGGCAGGUACUCCGGAGAAAAUGUUGGAACAUCUCCUGGAAACCAGACUAGACAACACAAAAUCUGAGGAAACCACAGACAGCUUCCUGGAGGACUUCCUCCUAACACAUGUGAUAUUUAUGCCCACAGAGAAGCUCUGUCCAGCAUUACUCUCAUAUUAUGAUGCCAAGUCUCUAAAAACAGAGGAGCAGGAUGCGGGCGACUAUGGACUGACCCAGAAGAAGAGCGUGGUCCAGUUCGUACAGGAGUGGCACAACCUGGCCGAGGAUAUCUUCAAUGAAGACGAACAGAUCCAGGUGUUUCUCCAGGAACUACACAGUUAUGUGGAUGAAGACUGCGCCUCAUUUCCAUGCCUGGCCUCAGAACUUACAGUAUUAGAGGGCAUGAUGUCUUGUGAAAAGGGCUUUCAGUUUAUUAAUACACCUGAGGUUGGGAAGAGGCGAAUUUCGCCCAGUGUAAUGUUGACGAAGAAGAUGGCCAAUGAACUUUAUCUAGAUAGCAUUAACAAAAAACAGCCAAUCAAAGCCAACGAUGAAAAUAUAGUGAAGAUCUACUGUGCAGAUCAUACAUAUAGUACACUACGUCUACCAAUGAGCUCGUCUGUCCACUCCCUCAUUGAGCAUGCUCGGGAAAAACUAGGGUUAGGCUCGGAGGAAUUGGUCUUGUGCGAGAUCAAGUCUUCUGGAGACAGAGUACUCUACAAGGAGGACGAUCUGUGCGUCACCACCGGCCUCAGUCUGAACGGUCUCCUGUUCAUCUCCCCGCGUAAACACCUGGACGCUCUAACACCUCACCCAGAGCAAGAGGGACCCUCUAUAGGGACGGCCAACAUCCUUGAACUACUCAGCACAAAAGAAAUAGCCUAUCACAUGACUAUCCAUGACUGGCAACUAUUCAUAUGUGUACAAGAGUAUGAACUAAUAUAUCAAGUAUUAGGAAGAUCCAAUUUUAACAAAAUCACAGCUAAUUUGGAUUUGUUUCUGCGGAGAUUUAACGAGGUGCAGUACUGGGUGGUCACUGAAAUGGUACUUGCUCAAAAUGUCGGCAAACGAGUCCAGCUUCUACGAAAGUUUAUCAAAGUUGCAGCACAUUGCAAAGAAUUCCAGAAUUUACAUUCUUUUUUUGCCAUUGUUAUGGGACUUAGCAACAUUGCAGUGAGCCGACUGUCUCAGACAUGGGAGAAACUCCCAGGGAAAUUUAAGAAAAUGUUUGCCGAUUUUGAGACGCUGAUGGAUCCUUCCAGAAACCAUCGUGUGUAUCGGUUGUCUGUCUCCAAACUCACUCCCCCCAUCAUUCCAUUCAUGCCUCUUCUGAUGAAAGAUCUGACUUUCACACAUGAUGGCAACAAAACCUACUUCGAUGGCCUUGUCAAUUUUGAGAAAAUGCACAUGAUCGCUCAAACAAUAAGAAAUGUGCGCAUUUGUAGAAGUCGAAGAUUAGAUUUAGAGCCUCCCAAUACUGCCAAGUCUUCUACUGAAGUUCAAGAUUACAUUAGAAAUCUACAAGUAAUAGACAAUCAACGAGUGUUGACUCAACUUUCUUAUAAGCUGGAACCCAGAAGAACUUAAAGGAAUGCUUCCAACAAUUUGUUCCAAAUAGCAUCCCAAAAUGGAGGGAGACAACUGGAAUUGGGAAUAAUACAUUAUCUUCCACAAUCCCUCACAACUCUCUACAAGAGCAUAUAAAUUUUCAAAGUGCAAUUUCUCUCCCUUUCACCUAAUCUAAUCUAGUUGUGAUUUUCAUGUACCUGGACUCAGAUUUAUUCAAGAUUCAGUAUUUUUACCCGGUUUCUUAUGUUGUGAAAAAUCAAGAAAUCCGUUAUAAUUUCUUCAAUAUUUACUCUGGAUUUUUUUUUCAUAUCAGUUGCUGUAUUGUCUCUGUGGGUUGAAUGUCUUGACAAUCAAAUAAAUUUAUUUUGUGAUAGAUAUUUUUAAAAAAGAGAGAUGUUUCAUAAAGAAAAAAUACAAUUAAAUUUGUUGUACAACAUGUCUAUUUUUGGGAUUAUUAGAAAAAUCUUUUUAAACAGGGACUUGUUUCUGUAAUGAAUGAAAUUUAUAGACAGAGCUAUAUAUACUUUCUGAAUUAUACAAGUACAUUUUCUUCUUCUGUGCAAGUUUAACUUUUUCAAACAAGAAUAAAUAACAUUCCUCAUUCUUAGAUAGUGAUAUUAGUUCAGCAAAUAGUUGAACAAAUUGCUUAAAGAACCUUAUUUUCCUCAGUGUUUGCAUGUGUUAAAAAUUGAACUGAAAAUUGUUUUAUCAUAAUCAAGAGAGGGAAAAAUUUUCAUGCAUUAUUUCAUAGUGUAAGUUUUUUGAAGAAGGGGAAAAGAACUAACAAUUGUUUAGAAAUAAAUCUAAUUAUUUUGUAAAGAACUACCCGGUAGGUGCAAUUUCAGUCAUAUUUUGCCCAGUUUGAAGUGAUUUUUAUGCCCCCCUUCGAAGCAGGGAGGGCAUAUUGCUUUGCUGCCGUCUGUCGGUCGGUCAGUCGGUCCACCAACAGUUUCCGCUCAUUAUUUUGCAGAGGAUGAACAUAUAGAAAUGAAAUUUUAUAUACAGAUUAAUCAUGAUAAUAUCUAGGUCAAGUUCGAUAUUGGGUACAAUCAAGCAAUUUUCGACAGAGUAAUGGCUCUUGGACAUAGAAAAAUUUCAGUUAUUUGCAGUUUCCGCUCAGAGGGUGCACAUAUUGAUAUGAAAUUUGGUAUACAGAUUUACCUAAAUAAUAUCUACAGGUAGGUUGAGUUUGAUUUUGGGUAUGAUAGAGCAAUUCAACAGAGUUUUAUCCCUUGGACUUCGAAAAAUUCCAGUUAAUUCCAGUUAAUUGCAGUUUACGUUCAUUUUCUUUGUGGAUAUUUUCAAGGGAGGGGGGCAUAAGUGUUUCACAAACAUCUCUUGUUCAAAAUAUAUCACAAAAUACUAUAUUGUAUCAUUAAUUUACAAAAAAAUACCAAUAAAUUAAUAUAUAAAUAGUUACGAGAUAGGACUUUUCACAAUGGUAAUUGUGACAUCAUAAACAGUGCAUUUUCCCAUAUUUUUUCUUAAGACUAAGCAGACGACAUUAAUUUUUCAAUGGUUAUUUGAAUAGAAAACUAUGUUCGCAGCCGUCGCCCACAAUGAAAUUCACAUUAUAACUUUAUCGUGUGAUAGUACAUAACAUACUUUAAUUUAGUUCUGGGUGACGGCUGCAUACACAUUUUUGUCCUUGAAAAACUUUGAGAAAAUGUGCUAUUUUUUCAUCUUUUUUGACAACAUCUUAAAAAUAUGACUAAAUGUUGAAGUCAUUAUUUUGUUUUGAAAACAGGAUGAAAGUGUAAAACUUGGCACUUUAUAUACACAUGUAUUCAAGAUAUUGUAUGUAUAUUUUCAUGUGAUUUAAACAACUUUUGUUUUGAAUUUUCAAAAAGACUUUUGAAUUUUAAGGCAAAUAUUAAAAGAAACUGUACUUCCUUCUUAGAAAACAAGUCAAUUGAACUUUUUUCUAGAAGAAAAAAUCUUUGUUUACUGCUGCAAAUAUAAACUCAUUGAAGUGCCUAUACCAGUAAAGCUGUAUACUACUUUCCCCAAACAUGAUAGAAAUUCAUAGGCUUUCGUGAAAGGAAAUAUCCAACAUUCUUUUGAUUCAGAAUUAAAGUUAACAAAACAUUUCACAAAGGCAGUGAGGAGAUCUAUUGGGGCACAUUUUUGUAAUCAAUUUCUUAAUAAUUUUUAAGACUUAUUUUUUAAACUCUGUCAUCUUUUGAUCGCUCAAAUAUCAUUUGAUCUUUCUCAACACUUCAGAAAUAAUGGAGGACAACAAAAGAAAUAUUUUUUUGGAGAUGACCAAUCAAGUUGGUCUCAGUAAGGGCAAUAAUUCACUUUAUGUGUACAUUCCUGUAUUAGAGGUAUCACUGGUACUCCAGCUCACAUCGAAACUUGUACAUAUCACAGCAUCUGUUGAUGUAUAAAAGCUCUUGGUUUUAAAGUUGUUAUUUAUUGUAGAUUCUAUAUUGUAAAGAAUUCAUUUUCCUUUUCUUGCAACUAUAAACCAAAGACACAAUAAAAAAGAAAUUUUGAAUAAA
Magallana angulata is the source of this 8425-nucleotide messenger RNA. RefSeq names its product rap guanine nucleotide exchange factor 4-like. Gene Ontology annotation, molecular function: guanyl-nucleotide exchange factor activity. Gene Ontology annotation, biological process: positive regulation of GTPase activity; Ras protein signal transduction. The coding region runs from base 2835 to 5939 and encodes 1034 amino acids. The transcript has 29 exons. Gene Ontology annotation, cellular component: plasma membrane. The record is from RefSeq and is a predicted model, not a curated record. NCBI's taxonomy places the organism in Eukaryota, Metazoa, Mollusca, Bivalvia, Ostreida, Ostreidae.